UCAGAUUCCAAUAAGCAGAAAUUUAGUUUUUCAAAAACAAGCGAGAAGAAAUGUUUGCAGCGAUAAUCACAACCUUGACUCUGUCCGUCUGUGCAGUGGGUGCAGAUGUUCCUGUCCUUAUCCAGUCCCCGAGCAUACAGCGUGUCACUGAGGGUCGCACGGCGUGGUUAUGGUGUACCAUGAUCAACGCCAGGCCGGAAAAGACUGACCUCCACUGGUAUCAAAAACUAUCUGGGCAGGACAAGCUGGUUUUAACACACAAGGCAGAUGGCAGCUCAUCGAGGGUAUGGGGUUUCAAUGAGAGGUUCCAGUCUUACAGAGACACGUCCAACAACAGCUUCACCCUGUCGAUCACAGACGUGGUGCACAAUGAUUCUUCCGUCUAUUUCUGCAGAGUGUGGGGAAGCAUCAAUGGGAAAGGCACCCAGCUCAUCGUAACCAAUCCUGCAGAUGAUCCCGUCCUUGUGCAGUAUCCACUGGUCAGCAAGGUGCCAGAGGGAGUAACUGUCCAGCUCCACUGUGCCUUGUAUAACGCCAGUGUCAAUGUCACCGAUGUCCACUGGUACCACCAGCGCCCUGGGAACAAGAGCGAGUGGGUGUUGAGUCACUUUGUGAAUGACUCGGUGAGCAGGUCCGGGGGUAUCUCUGACUGUUUUCAGUCUCACAGGAAUGGCGUGAAUAACAGUUACAUUCUGACCAUCAGCAACACAUCUAUUAGUGACACUGCAGUGUACAAGUGCGGUGUGUGGAAUUACAUCUACGGAGGAGGAACUCAGCUCAAUGUAACUGAAGCAGCUGAAGGUGGGCUUUGGAAAGUCUUGGCCAGUAUUCUCACCAGUAUCCUCGUACUCGUCCUCUUAUUCUGCAUCUUAGUAUCAGCAAUAUGCUGUGUGAAAAAAUGGGCAUGUUUUCAACAGAGAUUAACACCAGUAAGGUGCUCUACUGAAGAUCAAAACACAGUGUAUGCCAAUGUUACAGCUAAAACCAAGGUGAAUACACAGGCAGCUAAAAAUGCUACGGUGGCAGAGCAAUCAGAGAUGUUUUAUGCUGAUAUUCAGUUCCAACGGCAGAAGACAGCUCCAAAAAUUGAAGUCACUGAGGAAACAACUGAAUAUGCCGUCAUCAAACGCGCCCAGUGACUAAAAAUAAUUCUUCAGCAGCAGCAGCAGGUUAUUAAAUAUGUGUGUGCUUCUUGCUGGUAAAAAUCAGCACAUGGGACUCCGGAAUGUCACACCUCUCUCAUUCCACCAACUACAACGUGAUCCCACAAUCACCACGUCCUCCCCUUCCCCACCCCUUUCUGCUUUCCACAGGGUCUACAACUUCCUGGUCUGUCCAUCUCUCCCCACCCAUUUCUUCCCAUCCCCAGGGACUUUCCCAGGCAACUGCUGGAGAACAAACCUCUUCACAAAUUCACAGUCAAACAGAAUGGAAACAAUCCCUUUUAAAUAUCAUUAAUGUACCUGCCUCAACCACUUGCUCUGGCAGUUCAUUUCAUAUACUGACCAAUCUGGAUAGAAACAUUGCCCCUCAGGUUCCUAUUCAAUCUCUCCCCUCUAACCUUCAACCUGUGCUCUCUAAUCCUGGGAAAAGGACUCUGCACAUUGAGUAUCUCUGCCCCUUGUGAUAUUAUAUACCGCUCAGUCUCCUACUGCAAUGAAUGAAGUCCCAACCUGUUCAGCCCCUCUCCAUAACUCAGUCCCCUGAGUCCUGACAAUAUCCUCCAUCUCCUCGUUUCUAUUGAAUGACAUCUUUCCUACAACAAAACUGAAAACAAAACUCCAAAUGUGGCUUCACUUCCAUGUCCACCAUCACCAAAAUGGCCCUUCCCCGAUGAGGUGGGCAGUAUUGCAACUCCUCCAGCAUUAGUGGUUGCACCUGGGCCUCCUCUACCUCUGAGAACGACCAGAUGGGGGCAACGGCAAUGUUCAACACCUACAUUCCUCCCUCCAGAAAUGACCCAUUUAUGUCUGUCUCCACUACCUGACAAUCCUUUAAAAUUGUGCUGCAGCUGUGCUUAUUCAAUGGCUUUUGAAACUCCAAAUACAUUGAAUAGACAGGAUCAGAUUUAUCCUGCUUCUGACGUCCAUAAUGAAUGGACAGAAACAAUUUCUAAAUGUCCUGAUCUGGCCACCUCCAGCUCACGGACACGUAAGACACACUCACUUUCUGUCCGCCUUUAAUCUCUCCCUUUUCCGACUUAAACUUUGAAAUUGCAUCUUUAUUCAGUCGGAUCUGUAGAGCUGCAGUUAUAAUUAUGGCUACUUUAAGAGGCAUCAGGCGAAAUCUGGACCCAGCCAACGGAAAGUCUAAAAAAACUGACAAGCUCUUGGAAGCACCUUCUUGGGUGCAGAGAUCAGAGUCUCAAAUCAGCAGUAUUGGCACUGAAAUAACUCAACUAAAAGAGGAAUUUGAAGAAAAAAUUGAUUCCCUGUGCCUUGAUCUUAAAGAAGUUAGUCAAAAUGUGGCUGUCCUUUCUUCUCGUUUGGAAAAGGCUCAACAAGGUGAUGCACCAUCAAUAACUCACUCUGAGACGUAAGGUGAGGUAUCGGCUUUUAUUGACUGGAAGAAGGAACAAGCAGUGGUUGACCACCAUACUACAUCCUGGAGACUGAGAGGCCGGGCUCAGGCCUCAAUCGCCUUUAUACAGGGGUCUGUGGGAGGAGCCACAGGAGCAGUCAGCAGGGGGCGUGUCCAGACAGGUAUAUGUAGUUCACCACACAAGGAAUUGUGGACCUGGAAGCUCGGUCACAUUGGAAUAAUUUUCGAAUUGUUGGAUUAAAAGAGAAAUCAGAAUCUGCUGACACACUGGAUUAUUUUGCUAAAAUGUUUCAGUCUUUAUUUCCGGAGGUUUGUUCACAACUCCCGGAGGUUCACAGAAGUGGUGCUUUAAACCUUUUGGGUGAAGGUAAAAACAGGCAUAUUGUUGUGCGUUUUCUCCAUUUUAGAGACAAAGAACACAUUAUUAAGCUUGCAAGAAAACAAAGGUUUUUUUCAACUUCAGGGUUCGGCGAUUUGCUUUUCUGAAGAUUUUCCACCUAAAAUUGUCAAGAAGCGUGCUGGAUUCGCCUCAGCUAUGAGAUUAGCGUAUCAAAAAAAGCUCUUCCCAUCGUUAGAAUACCCAGCCAAAUUAAGGCUUUCUGUCAAAAAUUCUGGAGCUCGUACUUUUGAUGACCCAGCCAAAGCAUUGUGUUUUAUUAACUCUUUGUCUGAUGAGUCUGAUGACGAAUCUGAAGCCUGAAGUUUGAAUGAUCUACAACAGUUUGAUUGUCUCGUUGCAUGAAGAGUGAUGAAAUUGGAAGAUUUGAAGGUUAUAGAAAGUCUUUACCUUAAAAUGUAUUUUUAUCUCUGAAGAAGACUGGUUUGGAUGGUUUUAACCUCAGAAGACAUAAUGGGAGAACUGUUGAAAGACUGCAGAGAAUUUUGAACUAGAAUUUUUUCUCUGCAGCAUUUAAAUGAACUAACUGUUCUUUUUUGUUCCAUAUGCUUUUGUAAAGAUUUGUAAGUAGUUGCUUGUAUUUUUUUUACAUUUUAAAGUAUUACAUACCCUGUAACUGGGUAUCUAACCAGCAGAGAAGGAAGAAUCCGUUGGAGUCUGGUGGUAUUAUUUUUAAAAAGUGUUUAUUAGUAAAAUACACAAAUCAAUAUCAAUAAUGCAAAUAUAUAGAUAAUACACGUUAGUAAUAAUAAACCUAAAAGUGUGGGUAUAAUAUUAAUCAAUAAUAAACAAGCUCUAUCGAUGUCUAGUGGAUAAUGAAUUGUCAUAUGUGAAUAUAAAGUUCAGUUCAGUUCAUACGUGCUGUAGUGUUCUUCCACAGGUGUAAAAGAACUCUGAACUAAACACCAAGCUUAAACCAAUCAAUGAGGCAGUCCCAGUAAGAUUAACCGUUUACUGUUCACUCUUCCACAUUAACGUAUGGUGAAAAGGCGUUGCUUCACUGAUGUUUCUAGUGCGUAGAAAGAAAACUUAUCUCGCACUGAUCCUGCACAUGUGAGCCCCCUCCUUCCCGUUUCUCCAAACCGGUAUUUUCCCACAAGACGCGGCGAAACCGGGUGUGACGUCAUCGCAUGCCACAAUAUAUCACGGACAACGAAUUUACUUUAAACAAUCUUAACUUUAACUAGAAAACGAUAACAAACGAAUUAUUAAAGCGAAAAUAUAAUAAACUAAACAAAUGCCAUAAAGGCAACACAUGUGCUGAGAUAGAUGUUGGUUGUUGUGUUGUAAUCGUUGGAGAGAGAGAGAGAGAGAGAGAGAGCAGUAACAGCUACAGACAGGCAAACCUUCCUUUAUGUUCUUGAUCCGUCAUUUCGUUGUUGUUCUGGUCAUUCAGGUAUGACCCCUCUGUCCUUCAGCUAGACCGUUCUUCUGUGGUGGACCCGUCACUCUGGCAUGAGUGGACAACCACGCAAGCCCCUACCGGCCCUGCUAUAACACUGUGAGUUCAAGUGACCGAUCUCUUUGUUCGGUCUCCGAUGCCCCACACCUUCCCAUGGGUUCCAACACUCAAUCAGUGCUCAAUAGUGUCUCCUGGUGUAUCUGAGGGGUGUCUCCUCAGACCUCACUUUAAUCCCUACACACGGGGUCAAUCAAUUUUGAAUGGCUGUGUCAAUCAAACCAGCCCACUCUGGCUGUCCACUGAGGAAUUUUAAUGAACAGAAUGGUUUAAGAUAAACAACCCUCUCAGAAGCCAUAAGUCUUUCAGAAGUCAUAAUAUGGUGAAUCAACAAGUCUCUCUCCCAUCUCUCUCUUAUCUGUAGCAGAUGUUCCAGCAUGUUUUCUCUUACAUCUCUCUCUCUCAUUAGCAGCAUAGCAACAGUAAUGGUUUGUGAUUCUCCCGGGGCGGGUGGGGGGGAACAUGGGCAACUCUGCACCCUUCUGCCCAUCAGAGCUGUUCAUCCUUUGUAACAAAAGAUAGAAUGGAUAAUUUAAGGAUGGUGAUUGUUUUUCUUCUAUGCAAAUAUUUCAAGAAUUGUUUUGGAUGUGUUUUUCUUCCCUUAUCUAAUAUUAUGAUGCUUACUUUCAAAAUUGAAGGUCGUUUUGUUCUACAAAAAAAACACUGUUCCUUCCAAUUUAAUUAUAUUAAGAUUCAUGUCGACUGUAAUGAGUUUUAUCUUCAGUAGAGGGAGAAAUUUACUCCCCAUGAGUGGUUCAGUUGUGAGGCAGCAGAGGUUUGAGAUCAGAGUUUUCCUUCUCUAUGAACUGUCAACCAUGGCUAACAAGUCCCAUUUUCCUGAAGCGAUUGGUUUUAAGGCAGCAGUAAACUGCCCUUUCCCCUUCUCCUAUUGGUAGAAAUGGUUUCACUGAGCUCAGUAGCUAAGCCACAGGUAAUGACCAGAAUCUGGACUUGGUUGUCAGAGGUCAUUUGAGAUGCACGAUAUUGGGAGCAUUUAAUAGGGAGUGGGAGCUUAUCCCCACUAAACCAUCACCCCACCCUGCCACCCACCUGGCUAUGACAACUUUAAAGGAACCCAGGAAAAUGGAUACCAUUUGCUAAUUUUUAGGACAUUUUGUGAAUUAAGUACAGAUAACUUCCAUCUUACAGGGAAAUGGGGAGCUCUGUGGAAAGGUAGUGUUUGUCGAAGACAGAACAGAUUGCAAUUUGCUUUAACGUGAAACCUUGUCAAUUGCUGAUCCUAUAAGAAAGUGGGUGAGGCUUCAGCUCAAUUACUGCUGUAAUGUUCGGGCAGGUGGGGCUCGUCAGCCUUGGAUAGCAACCUGCCUGGGCAAAGAAAACUUCUGAUUUUAAAUCUCCGCUGCCUUGCGGCCAUACUCACCCAUGGGAGAGGCUUCGGGAGUAAACCCUGAGGAAGAAAUCCAGAGCCAGGGUCCCUAAGCCAGUUUGAUGUUGUCUUCAACUUCACUCUGGCAACCUCUGCGAUGAUAUUGGUGCUAAGCUGUACUGGUGAUUGCCCUUCCCUUGGACUACGUCAGUGACAUGGAGAGGAGGAGCCUGCUGCAUGGGCGACAGCCGGUUCUUCAAAUCUUCCCACCCAGGCUUGAGAGGACACAGUCCACUAGAGGCACAAACCCACGAUCACCUGAGAUCGACGCGGCCUACUAAAGAGGCAUGUAUCCUGCUUGUGGAAAAAGAGUUUACUCCCUCAAUUUGUAUUGUGUAA
This is a messenger RNA of Hypanus sabinus (Atlantic stingray), 6123 nucleotides long. RefSeq lists its product as uncharacterized. The record is from RefSeq and is a predicted model, not a curated record. The transcript has 7 exons. Bases 51 to 1139 code for a protein of 362 amino acids. Gene Ontology annotation, biological process: response to bacterium. Lineage: Eukaryota; Metazoa; Chordata; Chondrichthyes; Myliobatiformes; Dasyatidae.